Ahaetulla prasina is the source of this 1424-nucleotide messenger RNA. RefSeq lists its product as uncharacterized. Lineage: Eukaryota; Metazoa; Chordata; Lepidosauria; Squamata; Colubridae. The coding region runs from base 549 to 1388 and encodes 279 amino acids. The transcript has a single exon. The record is from RefSeq and is a predicted model, not a curated record.
GCUGGCUCCAGGGGAUUGUCAACGCUUCUUUGAGGGAGGGUGUUGUUCCCACCGCCUUGAAAGAGGCGGUGGUGAGGCCUCUCCUCAAGAAGCCCUCCCUGGAUCCAGCUGUUUUGGGCAACUACCGUCCAGUCUCCAACCUUCGCUUUGUGGCGAAGGUUGUUGAGAGUGUGGUGGCACAUCAGUUACCCCAGUACCUGGAUGAAUCUGUCUAUCUAGACCCGUUCCAGUCCGGCUUUUGACCCGGGUACAGCACGGAGACAGCUUUGGUCACGUUGGUGGAUGACCUCUGGAGGGCCCGGGACAGGGGUUAUUCCUCUGCCCUGGUUCUCCUAGAUCUCUCGGCGGCUUUUGAUACCAUCGACCAUGGUAUCCUGCUGCGACGGUUGGAGGGACUGGGAGUGGGAGGCACCGUGUUUCGGUGGUUCUCCUAUCUCUCCGACCGAUCGCAGACGGUGUUGGCAGGGGGGCAGAGAUCAACCUCGAGGCGCCUCCUUUGUGGGGUGCCACAGGGGUCGGUUCUCUCGCCUCUCCUGUUCAACAUCUACAUGAAGCCGCUGGGUGAGGUCAUCAGUGGUUUUGGGGUGAGUUACCAACUGUACGCGGAUGACACCCAGCUGUACAUUUCCACCCCUGACCACCCCAAUGAAGCUGUCGAAGUGCUGUCUCGGUGUUUGGAGGCCGUACGGGUCUGGAUGGGGAGAAACAGGCUCAAGCUCAACCCCUCCAAGACUGAGUGGCUGUGGAUGCCGGCAUCCCGGUACAGUCAGCUGCAACCGCGGCUGACUGUUGGGGGCGAGUCAUUGGCCCCGAUGGAGAGGGUGCGCAAUCUGGGUGUUCUCCUGGAUGGACGGUUGUCUUUUGAAGAACACUUGGCGACCGUCUCCAGGAGAGCUUUUUACCAGGUUCGCCUGGUCCGCCAGUUGCGCCCCUUUCUAGACCGGGAUGCCUUAUGCACGGUCACUCACGCCCUCGUCACUUCUCGCCUGGACUACUGCAAUGCUCUCUACUUGGGGUUCCCCUUGAGGUGCACCCGGAGACUACAGUUGGUUCAGAAUGCGGCCGCGCGGGUGAUAGAGGGAGCCACUCGUGGCUCCCAUAUAACACCGAUCCUGCGCAGGCUGCAUUGGCUACCUGUGGUUUUCCGAGUGCACUUCAAGGUGUUGGUUACCACCUUUAAAGCGCUCCAUGGCAUAGGACCGGGAUAUCUUCGGGACCGCCUUCUGUUACCACAUGCCUCCCACUGGCCGGUACGCUCCCAUAGAGAGGGUCUUCUCAGGGUGCCGUCAGCCAAACAGUGUAGGCUGGCGACCCCCAGGGGGAGAGCCUUCUCUGGGCGCACCUACCCUCUGGAACGAGCUUCCCCCAGGACUUCGACAACUUCCUGACCUCCGGACCUUUCGCCGUGAGCUGAAGACAUAUCU